Messenger RNA from Giardia duodenalis, 636 nucleotides. Its product is annotated as Mob1-like protein. The record is from RefSeq and is a predicted model, not a curated record. Gene Ontology annotation, molecular function: protein kinase activator activity. The coding region runs from base 1 to 636 and encodes 211 amino acids. Lineage: Eukaryota; Fornicata; Diplomonadida; Hexamitidae. Gene Ontology annotation, biological process: signal transduction; positive regulation of protein phosphorylation. Gene Ontology annotation, cellular component: nucleus; cytoplasm. The transcript has a single exon.
AUGCCUGCGGCCAAGACCCGAACGAUUAAGGUCACAAAGACGGAUAAGGGGGGCCUACAGGAGCUCACCGUUGAAGAGCUAAAGGAUCUAUUCCAAGACUUUAUUCCAGGAGACAUUAUGGACAGCGUCACCUUGCCCCCAGGUGAGGACCUUAACGAAUGGCUAGCUGUCAAUGUGUACGAGUUCUUCGAGUCCAUACAGCUGAUAUACUCCACGUGCGAGAAGGUCUGCAAUGAGAAGGCGAUAACUUGCGUAGAGAUGAAUGCAGGAGAAAAUUGCAAAUAUCUUUGGCAAGAUGGUCGGGUGUACAAGAAGCCGACCCCCGUGACAGCACCCAUGUAUAUUACCCUUCUCUUCCAGUGGGUGCAGGGCCAGCUAGAGGACGAAGCAAUCUUCCCCACAAGUCCCACGACCCCGCUGCCCAAAGAAUUUCCAAAGAUUGUUCGCAAUAUAUUCCGUCGUCUUUUCAGAGUCUAUGCUCAUAUAUUCAUGUGCCAUUACGGGACACUCGUGGAAAAAAAUAUCGCACAAACUUUUAAUACAUGUCUCAAGCACUUUCUACUCUUCGUCCGGGAAUUCCAACUUAUCGAGGCCAACGAGCUUGAGCCAUUGCGAAUUAUUCUGGACAAGAUUUGA